Messenger RNA from Trypanosoma grayi, 2220 nucleotides. RefSeq names its product serine/threonine protein kinase. Gene Ontology annotation, cellular component: nucleus. The record is from RefSeq and is a predicted model, not a curated record. Gene Ontology annotation, biological process: peptidyl-serine phosphorylation; positive regulation of DNA-templated transcription; peptidyl-threonine phosphorylation. Bases 1 to 2220 code for a protein of 739 amino acids. The transcript has a single exon. Gene Ontology annotation, molecular function: transcription coactivator activity; ATP binding; protein serine/threonine kinase activity. Lineage: Eukaryota; Euglenozoa; Kinetoplastea; Trypanosomatida; Trypanosomatidae.
AUGAGUACUAACGCAUCUGCGGAAGCGCCGCUCGAACGCCAUACAAGCAGCUGUAGCAAAGGGACCGAGGCAGCGCACCGGCACAUUUCGGAGUCGUCUUCUUCACCUGCUGUGAAGAUCCUGCCCCCUCAGCAGCAGCAGCAGCACCCGCACCCGCAGCCGAGCGUGCGCAGUCUAGGAGGGCUUGGGGCUUCUAACUUGUACGGCCCAGGAGGCAGGCGUCGGGCAGGUGCCCCGUUGAUGCCAACGUCGCGGGCAAACCCAAGGCCCUCGCGUNACUUGUACGGCCCAGGAGGCAGGCGUCGGGCAGGUGCCCCGUUGAUGCCAACGUCGCGGGCAAACCCAAGGCCCUCGCGUGGCAUGAACUGGGACCACGGCGUUAACGGUGGAGGUGGUCCAGCCCAUAGAGACCCUUGCGCGAAUGGCGGGUCUGGUGCUGGCAGACUCACCCCUACCCCUCUCUCCAAAACUGAGAAGGCACAGGUGUUGGCUGCAGACGCAUCGGCGGGGGGCGUGCGCGAUGGUGUGGCGGGGGCGGCGGCAAUUACUGACGUUGAUUGCGCUGCGUCGUCGGAACCCGUUCAAGAACGCGAUGUAGAAGAGAAACUACCUCAAGGGAAGGUGGGAAACAAAGGAGGGCUGUCUUCACCUAAUGGGGCAACGAGGGACAGACUUGUGGCAGCAAAUCAAAGCAAUCAUGGGAAUCAUUAUGAGAGCCCAUCAAAAACUACUGUGGAGGCCGCGGCGCUGACGGUGGAGGCGGCACGCGACAACGGUGGACAGACACGGGAAAAGAGCUCCACAGUUGCAGUCAAGCAGGACCAAGGACAAGUGGAGCAUCAGCAGCAGCAUCAAAGUCAGCAUCAUGCAUCCCCUAGUAAAGUGGAACCCACAGUCAAGGUUCACCACGAGCGCUGUGCCCCCGAGGCCCUUGCAGCCGCUGCACCCGCGCCUGUUGCCUCCGCCGCGCCAGCAAACUGCUCCCGCCCUGCUGUCGCACUCAGCGUUCACUUAGUUGCGCUCUACAAGAGAGUAAACGAAGCGUAUUGUAGGAAGCGGCGAAUGGAGGUUCCGGGACCAAAGUACAAUAAUGGUUUUGAUGAUAAGGAGGGUCACUACCUCGUGCUUUCCGGUGAGGAGAUAUUUAACCGAUACACCGUCCAGGAGGUGCUUGGUAAAGGUAGUUUCGGCACCGUCCUUCGCUGCAUCGACGAAAAGCGUCGCGAGAACGUGGCGCUCAAAAUAACUCGCCACGGCCUCAGUUUCCGCACCCAAGCAAAACUAGAGCUGGAUAUUCUGCUAAAGUUGAACACCAAUCCCAAUCUUAAUCACCUUGUUGUUAAGUUGUUGAAGGUUUUUGAUUGGCAGGGUCACCUUGUGCUAGUGUUUGAGCUUCUCAGCUUCAAUCUGUACCAGCUCAUCAAGUGCACUCGCUAUCACGGUGUCACGCUAGAUUUGGUGCGUAAGUUUGCGUACCAGUUGGUUCAGUGCCUCUACCAGCUGGAACAAGUGAAGCCGAGUCCCAUUAUUCAUUGUGAUAUCAAGCCAGAGAAUAUCUUACUGAAGAACCAAAAUCGUAGCGGCAUCCGUCUUAUUGACUUCGGCUCGGCGUGCUACUUGAACAAAGUUGUUCACAGGUACAUCCAGAGCCGUUACUAUCGUAGCCCAGAGGUGAUAAUGUAUUUGGAAUACGGAACAGCUAUUGAUCGAUGGUCACUGGCAUGUGUGCUCAUUGAAUUACACACUGGCAUGCCACCCUUUGAUGGGCGAACAGAGGCGGCACAGCUUGCUCGUUUUGAGGCCAUGCUUGGGCCGAUGCCGGUAGAUAUGUUGGAGGCGUCGCCGAAGACAGCGAAGCUCUUCGAGAAGACGGAUUCAGGAUACAGGCUCAAGGAGCCGCCGCUCCCAAAGCGUUCACUAGAGAGCGUUCUGGGUGUCACGACGGGUGGGCCUCGCGGUUCACGCAAAGGACAGCCAGGGCACAGCGAAGAGGCAUACCGUCAAUUUCAGGACUUUCUAAGUCGCUUGCUGCAGUACAGGCCGUCGGAACGAAUGAGUUGCCACGACGCACUGCGGCAUCCGUUUUUGGAGCCGCUGUGGGUGUCGGACCAGCAGCUACACCACCACCGUGCGCAGCAGCAGCAGCAGCAGAAACCAGAGGAACUGCUUGCGGUUCCUCAGCAGCCGCAGGCGCCGCCUCGUGGGGAGGGGUGUAAGUAA